Acaulospora morrowiae is the source of this 291-nucleotide messenger RNA. The record is from the annotation of a GenBank genome assembly. Lineage: Eukaryota; Fungi; Glomeromycota; Glomeromycetes; Diversisporales; Acaulosporaceae.
ACAGACAUGACUGAAAGUUUAGAAACUGAAACUCUAGAAAAUGAAUUAGAAGAUCUUAUUAAUCAACUUCUGAUAAUCAACUUACUAUUAGCAAUGGAAUUUAUUAAUAUCGAUGAAGAUAUAGCAGAUAAGAAAGGAACAAUUAUUAAGGAAAUAGCUGAUAUAGUAAAAAGUAUUGGUGUAGAAGAGAAAAGUAAAGAAGUUAGUGUUGAGAAGAUGUUUGUUUAUGAAGUGCUUAAAUAUAUAACAUUGCUUCAAAAUUUUAUAAGUCAGAACAACUUAGAUGUAGAU